AUGGCAAAAGAGCAAGCUGUCUAUUCCCACGGUCAUCACAGAUCAGUGGUCGAAGACCAUGCACGUCGAACGGUCCAAGACUCGGCAGCUUUUCUUCUUCCCCAUAUCAAACCCAACCACAACAUUCUCGACGUCGGCUGUGGUCCCGGUACAAUCACUGCGGAUCUAGCGGCCCUUGUGCCGGAGGGCAAGGUCAUCGGUGGCGAUGCCGUCGAGUCUGUCCUCGAGCAAGCUACCCAGUUUGCCUCCUCAAGAGGACUGACGAAUAUCACAUUCCAAAAGAUCGACGCCAAUGACUUACCGUUUCCGGACAACUCUUUUGACAUUGUGUUUUGUCACCAAGUCCUGCAACACGUGAAAGAUCCCGUUGCCAUAUUGAAGGAGAUGCGAAGGGUCGCCAAACCUGGCGGUAUUGUGGCGGCUCGAGAAGCGGACUACAAGUCAUUCGCUUGGUAUCCAGAGACCCCUGAGAUAACUAGGUGGGCGGAACUCUAUCAGAGCGUCGCAAAGACGAAUGGCGGCGAACCAAACGCAGGGCGAUACUGUCACGUGUGGGCAAGACAAGCUGGCUUCUUGCCGGGUGAAAUCACUGCCACGUGGGACUGCUGGAGAUACGCUGGGCAACGAGUGACUCAGUUCUCUCAAAGCUGGGCUGGGAGGAUCCUGCAACCGGGAUUCUUGGGGACGGCUGUCAGAGAAGGCUUUGCGACGGAGGAUGAGAUCAAGAACAUCUCUGAAGGCUGGAAGAGAUGGUCCACGGAUCAGGAUGCUUUCUUUGCCAUUCCUAGCGGACAGAUCUCGUGUCGUAAGACAUAG
Cladophialophora psammophila CBS 110553 is the source of this 816-nucleotide messenger RNA. RefSeq lists its product as uncharacterized. The coding region runs from base 1 to 816 and encodes 271 amino acids. The transcript has a single exon. Lineage: Eukaryota; Fungi; Ascomycota; Eurotiomycetes; Chaetothyriales; Herpotrichiellaceae. The record is from RefSeq and is a predicted model, not a curated record. Gene Ontology annotation, molecular function: methyltransferase activity.